UUCUCGGUAAUGGAAACGUCAAGAAUUGCGUGAACCGUGCAAAGCAGCCACAAACUGGUGUUUCGUGUUGAAAAUUUCCCGAGAUUUUUUAUGAAAUUUUAUAACAGGAACGCUAAUUACGCGUAUUUUUAGGAUCCGUUAUCGACAAUUCACCUAGAAUAUACAAAUUUUCCUGCGAGGAUCGGGUUUUAAGUGGGAUAAACAAUGAUAAAUCUGAAAGUGAAAACGCUAGAUUCACAAAAUCAUGACUUCUGCGUUGAAGAUGAUAUCACCGUUCGCCAGUUUAAGGAACACAUUGCCGAAAAAAUCAAUGUAGCCGUAGACAUGCAACGGCUCAUCUACUGCGGCAGGGUGCUGAGUGAUGAAAAGCCGCUCAAGGACUACGACGUCAAUGGGAAGGUAGUCCAUUUGGUGCAAAGGGCGCCUCCCUCAGCUCGGGGAAACAACAGUACCAGCGGAGGAAGUUCCAACCUAGACGACAGUGCUGCCGCUCGGAGCUCAGCAGCCAGGCGAUCCCGCAGCAGUGAUAAUGCAUCCAAUAGAACCCAACUUUUCCGGGGUUUGGAAGACCUCAACACGAUGUACUUCGGGUCAAUGACUUCAAUACCCUUGAACGUUAAUCCGUCGGUAAGAGAAACACCACCACAAAUACCAUCUGUUAGCCCUUCUUCGACAUUGUGUAUGAAUCGGAUAACCGUGGCCCGUCACAUGCUACAGUGUGCUGAUAACAUCAUCAGCUAUCUGGAAUCACCAGAGCGUGGCUUGAACAAUACGGCACUAGACAUCCUCUCCCAGCAAACGAUGGAAUCAACUGUAUUCGAAGUGGGCAUCAGUGCUGUUGGCGACGUGGACAUACCGCACAAUCAGAUGCAGAAUUUUGUUCAAGCAUUUCAGGGUGCAGUAUCGGCUGCCUUCCGUCAGAAUGGAAUUUCGAACGUAACCGUUCAGCAGCAAGAUCCGUUGAACCAUUCGGUUCAGGUGUUUGGAACUAUCCCGGACUCGGCGAUCAUUACACCGCCAAACACGAGUGCCACGGCUACUCCAGCUCAAGAAAGUUCCGGGGCCUCUUCGGGAAGUUCUUCCACUUCGUCUAGCACUUCGGAAUCGAGUGCUGAUUCCAGACGACAGGCUGGAUCUGGAUCUACGCGUAAUCAAACCACCAGUACCCAAACUCUGGCUGAAGUAGUUCAACAAAUGCGAACAGUCCAGCGAAGAUUGGAACCAUACUUGCAGCAGUACUACGAUAUUCUACAGAAUGAUCCAACCUAUGAGGAUGGGGAUACCGCAACCCGCGAAAAUUCACAACGUGUUUUUGAUCGUGUGUCAGAAACCCUGCACUACAUGGCGCAUGCUCAGCACGCCAUCAGCGAUCUUAUGUUGGAUCUUCAGACUGCAUCGCCUCGUCACUUGUGCUGUAGGCCCAUUUUGGUCGAACAGUCUGCUUUCGUUAGCUCUGGAAUCGCUGCUGUCCCGAACAACAUCAACUUGGCCAAUUUAUUGAGAGCUACCAAUAAUAACAACAACUCGGAUAUGGGAAAUAAUAAUAUAAACGCUCAGAUUAUUAAUCUGACAAUUCCGGUUCCGGUUCCCGAUAAUGGACCAAUUCGUCCAUCAAACGAUUCGACAACACCAGUUUCGAAUCCGCCAACUGCGCCACCUACAACAGGAACGAACACCACUUCUGGAACAACCAAUACCAGUACGAACCAACAACAACAGCAGCAGCAACAACAACAACAGCAAGGUCAGUCAAUUAGAACCGUACUUGACAAUCUACCCGAUAAUGUCGUUACCAGUGUUUAUGUUCCUUUAUACGAUCCCUACAACGACUUGCGACGUAUUCUGAGCCACGUUUCUGCAGUUCAACCAGGUUCAAUUCCAAGAAAUGCUAGAAAUUCGGGAGCCACAUUGCCCCCAACAUCUACCAACCCUAUCGACCCAAAUAAUUCGACGACCACCGCCUCGCCGACGAGAACGACGACAAACGUGGUUAACUCUCCGACGAAUUCUUCCACUCCCUCCUCCGAAUUUUCGCGGGCCAACAGUGAAACCAAUUCGCUCAGCUCCGGCUCACCGGAGCGCUCGGCAGCCAACUCUAAUAACGCUCAGAUGCAAGUUGCCCGUUUGAUCCAAGCUGUGGUUAAUGCAACACCGAUCCACGCGGAUAUACAUGUGCAGAUCAAUGCCGGUGACAACAAUACAACUGGCAACGUUCCUAACAGCACUGCUCAAUCCACUGCAACGACGGCGCCCACGAACAGCUCUACCACCGGAGGAAGUAACGAAACAUCUGGACCACCAUUACCACCAAGAUUCACAACAGGACCAUCGCAACCACCAAGAUCCACAACCGCAGGACCACCGCUACCACCAAGGUUUACGACGGUCACCCUACCGACUACAUCUACCGAGACAAGAUCCACACCGAGACCGCAUGUGCACAGCAUCCCUGCUCACAUCAGGAACAUGCGCCCGAUACCAGCCAACAUGUUGCCCUCAUUCGAUAGAUUUUUACCCUGCAACAGUCAUCACAUCCGAGAGAACGCCGAGCGUACUCCACAGUUUGGCACACCGAUGAGGACUACGGCAGCUAAUAGCAGCAACAGUAGUGCCGAUGCUACACCAAUGAACAUUGCUAGCCAGAUCAGUGCCCAUGUUUUUCCCACUUCAGGUAUCUCUUCGGAAACGUUGACCACAUUGCCGUUCAGCCUGUUUGGAAGCCAGUUCACACUAGCAGACUUUGAGCAGAUUGUACCCAAUCCGAACACCUUGAAUCGGGUUCGUGAUUCUCUUCAGACAUACGUGGUCGAUACUCUAUUCAGCGGAAGGCAGAUUAACGACGAGACCAUACGAGAUGUCAUUAACCAGUUGAUUCAACAUUUGGAACCGUUCUUAUCGCGCGUGGGUCGAUUCGAUCGAGCUGAUUACGAUACCCGGGCAUCGAUCGAGAACCUUAUUCGAAACUCCAUACCGUUUUGUAUCAAUCUUAUCCGAGAAGAUAACUCUCAACAGUUUGGAGUGCGAUUGUUGCGGUUCCUCAUCACUUUCGUUCGUCGAUUCUUCAUGAUCCUAAUUACCUGUUCAGGAUUGCCCGGGGCUCAAUCCAUAUCGGGUGAGCUUCUGAACAUGGCUAUCUACAGUACCCAGGAUCCGUUGAGCACUCAUGUUGAUCCCGAGAUAAUGCGGCUGUUCAUGCCUGCUAUUCACCGGCAGCUGGAGAGAUCCAGUCAACACGACCAGCAAGAUAUUCAAGAAUUUCUUGUCAUUCGGAGGCCGGCCCCAGGCACCGCUAGCAAUCGGGCCCCUAGCCCAAUGGAAGUUGACGAAUCGGAAUCAACCCCGACUCCUGAGCUUGUGUCUGACAUAGCCGAGAUUUCCAUUUCGAUCGAACCACCUAUAGUCAAUCUGGAUCAAUGUACGGCAAUAGUUAUAUCUGCAGCACCAGUAGGCAAUGCAGCAGCUGCUACUGCAUCCGCUGCGGUGGUAGGAAACAACCAGAGUUCUUCCGCCCCGUCUGCCCCUGAAUCUGUUGCGGACGGGGAUGAUAUCACAAUGGCAAUCCCGAUUGGGACAGCUGCCACCGAAACGCCACCUCCUCUCGAGAAAAAAGAAGACGAGGAAGAACUUCCUCAGGUUCUAGUCGGUUCUGAGCCGUGGCAUUCGCAUCUGCCUUCCACAUGGCUCCCGGUCAUCACAAGAGAUAUUGCUCGGCAAAGACGUCAGAUUCCCCAAGGACCAUUUUCCGAUGCAUAUAUUUCCGGAAUGUCCUCGAAACGUCGCAAGCUGAUUGCGGAAACCAAACCGCCGGCAGACGUGGGUUCACUUAUAUCGGAAGGUGUUAAGAAAUCUUUCCAGAACACUGGUAUCAAUCCAGCCAUCGCAGCCAGUUCCACAAAUCCCUCUUCAACGGGUGCUGCUUCUUCCGUUCCCAACAGUCUGGAUGAGCUGGCCAACACGAUAGGUGAUGACGCUGCGUUGCAAAGUUCGUACUGUGAAGCUAUGAAGGCAAGCAUUCGGGACCGAUUAUCCAAAGAUGCCGACUUCGAAGCGAAACGUUAUCCCAAUUGUUCUAAAUAUUUUGAAAAAUAGUCACAUACUUAAAAAUGCAUCUACGAGGAUCAAUUUCCUCCAGAAUCCUUAACAUUACUUGUUGAGAUAUUAUAGUAUCAUGACACGCUGGAUACACAAAAUUUGUAUUUUCCUAAUAUCACAAGUAUGCAGAAAUCAAAAAGAUAAAAAAAAGCGGGAAAUUCAGGGGAAUUCAUGCAGUCAAUUUGCUACAGAGGUUACGCUACUACCUGCAGCAAAUCAGAACUAAGGUGUUACUAAUCAAUGAUGAACACGCUUUGUUAAUCCCAUGUUUAAAAACAAACUAGUUAAUGUAAUAUAAACAGAUAAAUAUGAGAAUAAAAACAGAUUGACAAAACUGAUAAAAAC
Uranotaenia lowii is the source of this 4437-nucleotide messenger RNA. Its product is annotated as large proline-rich protein BAG6. The record is from RefSeq and is a predicted model, not a curated record. Lineage: Eukaryota; Metazoa; Arthropoda; Insecta; Diptera; Culicidae. Gene Ontology annotation, molecular function: polyubiquitin modification-dependent protein binding; misfolded protein binding. The coding region runs from base 205 to 4089 and encodes 1294 amino acids. The transcript is spliced from 13 exons. Gene Ontology annotation, cellular component: BAT3 complex.